Exophiala xenobiotica is the source of this 998-nucleotide messenger RNA. RefSeq names its product haloacid dehalogenase, type II. The record is from RefSeq and is a predicted model, not a curated record. The coding region runs from base 79 to 789 and encodes 236 amino acids. The transcript is spliced from 2 exons. Gene Ontology annotation, molecular function: hydrolase activity, acting on halide bonds, in C-halide compounds. Lineage: Eukaryota; Fungi; Ascomycota; Eurotiomycetes; Chaetothyriales; Herpotrichiellaceae.
AGCAGCGCAUAUAUAUGUGCAGGGGAUCAGCAUAUCAUAACGCUAGAGCCCUCAUCAUCAACAAAGGCAAUCGCAGACAUGGGUAAAAUCGUGGUUGCCUUCGACCUGUACGGCACUUUGUUGUCAACAGAAAGCAUUGCGAAGGAACUAGCCUCACUUUUCGGUCAGGACAAAGCUACGUCGAUCGCAGCAGUAUGGAGGAAGUACCAGCUAGAAUAUACAUGGAGAUUAAACAGCAUGAAAAAGUAUGAAGACUUCUCGGCAGUGACUCGCAAAGCGCUGCUCCAUGCUUUGGCGGAACACAACGUUAGUCUGAACGAUCAAGACCUCAACAAGUUGAUGCAAGCCUAUGACUCUUUGUCCACAUUUCCGGACGUCAAUGCGGCUUUGAAACGAUUGGAGAAGAACUCCAGCAUUGAUUGUGUGGUCUUUUCAAACGGGACCGAUAAGAUGGUCUCGAAUUCGGUUAACGGGUCCGAAGAUCUUAGUUCUUCGGUGUUCAAGGACAUGGUCACGGUUGAAUCAGUCCAAAGAUACAAACCUGCACCUGAAGUAUACCAUCACCUUGCUGAAAAGGUCGGCAAGGUAGGAGAGAUGGACACUAUGUGGCUCGUAUCCGGUAACCCAUUCGAUGUCACUGGAGCUCGAACGGUGGGUAUGCAAGCAGCUUGGGUGGACCGAGCAGGAAACGGCUGGCAGGACAAGCUCGGUUUGGGACCAACAGUGGUAGUGACGAGUCUGGAAGAGGCGGCUGACGCUGUUGAGAAGCAUGCGGGGAAUGCACAAUAAAAUGUGAGGCAUGUUGCUAAGCUAGGCAGGAUCGUCCUGAUACUGUUCCGUAGCUGAAGGCGUCAUAGCCUCUCGACUCCUGCGAGCCUUCUCCAUGGAUGCCACCCACAAAGCACUCCCAGCAGCCGAGGUGAGCAGAAAGAACAUGCUCAGGACUGGAAUCAGCUGGAGAGCCAAUGCAACAGUACCGAACCAGGUAUACUUCAGCU